Camelina sativa (false flax) is the source of this 2611-nucleotide messenger RNA. Its product is annotated as putative WRKY transcription factor 2. The record is from RefSeq and is a predicted model, not a curated record. Gene Ontology annotation, biological process: regulation of DNA-templated transcription. NCBI's taxonomy places the organism in Eukaryota, Viridiplantae, Streptophyta, Magnoliopsida, Brassicales, Brassicaceae. Gene Ontology annotation, molecular function: sequence-specific DNA binding; DNA-binding transcription factor activity.
UUGAAUUUUUAUUUUCUGGGUUUUUUUUUGUCGUGAGACCCAGAAGAAGAAGAAGAACAGAGAGAGGAAGAAGAAGGAAGCGGUGAGAAGAGGACACUUUUUCUCUCUCCCGGUUGUGAAAAAAACUCUCUUUUUAUUGUUUCUUCAUCAGUGUUAAAUUGGGAUCCGGGUCGGGUGGGUUUUCGGUUUUGGUGGUCGGAUCAGAGAGCACAGAGUUGGAUGUUAGCGGCGGAACUGAAGGUUUCCGUUUGCGGCUGCGGCGGCUGUGACGGUGUUUCUGGGUCGUGUUUUUCAAUCAAUCAGGAGUUUCAUCAAAGUUUGAUCAUAGACUCAGUCAAGUUCUUAGAUCCUCAAUGGCUGGUUUUGAUGAAAAUGUUGCUGUAAUGGGAGAAUGGGUGCCUCGUAGUCCUAGUCCCCGGACGCUUUUCUCCUCGGUGAUUGGAGAAGGGAAUAGCUCGAAACCUGUUCUUGAAAGAGAGUUAUCUUUGAACCAUGGGCAAGUUAUGGUUGUAGAAGAAGACACUACUACUGGUAAUUAUAACAAUGAUUCUUCACUAACCAAUGUUUCUCGAGGUGGUCUCUGCGAAAGAAUUGCUGCUAGAGCUGGUUUUAAUGCUCCGAGGUUAAACACCGAGAGUAUCCGCUCUAACACAAACUUCUCUAUCGACUCUGGUCGUCGGUCUCCUUGCUUAACCAUCUCUUCUCCUGGCCUUAGCCCUGCAACACUCUUAGAAUCUCCAGUUUUCCUUACUAACCCAAUGGCACAACCGUCUCCAACUACUGGGAAGUUUCCAUUUCUUCCUGGUUUUAGUAGUAAUGCAUUGUCUUCUGAUAAUGCGAAAGAUGAGUUCUUUGACGACAUUGGAGCAUCAUUCACCUUCCAGUCUGUUUCAAGAUCAUCUUCCUCUUUCUUUCAAGGCACAACAGAGAUGAUGUCAGUUGAUUAUGGUAACUACAUCAACAGAUCUUCUCAUCAGCCCGCAGAAGAAGAUGUAAAACCGGGUUCUCUAAACAUAGAAAGCUCUAAUCUUUACGGGAUUCAAACUGAUCCAAGUAACCAGAACAAGGCAUCUGAUGCUACAACAAACACUGGUCUUGAUACCGUUGAUCAUCAAGAGGAAGAAGAAGAUCAAAGGCGUGGUGGUGAUUCGAUGGUUGGUGGUGCGCCAGCAGAGGAUGGAUAUAACUGGAGGAAAUACGGACAAAAGCUAGUUAAAGGAAGUGAGUAUCCGCGAAGCUAUUACAAGUGCACAAACCCCAACUGUCAGGUGAAGAAGAAAGUUGAGAGAUCAAGGGAAGGUCACAUUACAGAGAUUAUAUACAAAGGAGCUCAUAAUCACUCUAAACCUCUACCUAAUCGCCGCUCAGGGAUGCAAACAGAUGGAACUGAACAAGUUGAACAACAACAGCAUCAGCAGCAACAACAACAACAACAGAGAGACUCCACUCCAACGUGGGUUAGUUGUAAUAAUACUCAACAACAAGGUGGAAGCAACGUGAAGAAUGUGGAAGAGGGAACAACAGGAUUCGAAUACGGAAACCAAUCUGGAUCGAUUCAAGCACAAACUGGAGGUCAGUACGAGUCAGGUGAUGCUGUGGUUGUGGUUGAUACUUCAUCAACAUUCUCUAACGAUGAGGAUGAAGAUGAUAGAGGGACACAUGGAAGUGUCUCUUUGGGUUGUGAUGGAGGAGGAGGUAGAGGUGGGGAAGGAGAAGGAGAAGAAUCUGAGUCGAAAAGAAGGAAACUAGAAGCUUAUGCAGCAGAGAUGAGUGGAGCGACAAGAGCCAUACGUGAGCCAAGAGUUGUUGUGCAAACAACGAGUGACGUUGACAUUCUUGAUGAUGGUUACCGCUGGCGAAAAUAUGGUCAGAAAGUUGUCAAAGGCAAUCCAAAUCCUAGGAGUUAUUACAAAUGCACAGCUCCAGGAUGUACAGUGAGGAAACAUGUAGAGAGAGCUUCUCAUGAUCUCAAAUCCGUUAUAACUACUUACGAAGGCAAACACAACCACGACGUCCCAGCCGCACGCAACAGCAGCCACGGAGGCGGUGGCACCAGUAACGGUAGCAGCGGCAAUUCAGCUGCUCAGUCUCACCAUUACCACAACGGACAUCAUCACUCAGAGCAGCCACGUGGUAGAUUCGAGAGACAAGUCACGGCGACUAAUCAAUCUCCUUACGGCCGGGGUCCGUUUAGCUUUCAGCCACACUUGGGUCCUCCUUCAGGUUACGCGUUCGGUUUAGGACAAACCGGUUUGGCUAAUCUUUCAAUUCCUGGUUUAGCUUUUGGUCAAGGGAAAAUGCCCGGUUUGCCUCACCCGUAUAUGACACAACCAUCGGUUGGGAAUAUGAGUGAAGCGAUGAUGCAGAGAGGGGGGAUGGAACCAAAGGCUGAACCGGUUUCGGAUUCAGGACAAUCGGUAUAUAACCAGAUCAUGAGUAGAUUACCGCAGAUUUGAAGUUUUACUCUUCUUCAUUUGCUCUGUCCUUAUUAUAUAACUUUUAUAUUUCCUGUCUUUUUUUUCUUCUUCUUCUUUAAUUUUUAUUGGUUUUAAACUUUGGGGAAGGUAAAGUAAAGGCUGUUCUUAAAUUUUCAAUCCUUUGUUUUGUCCUC